Cuscuta epithymum is the source of this 669-nucleotide messenger RNA. The record is from the annotation of a GenBank genome assembly. NCBI's taxonomy places the organism in Eukaryota, Viridiplantae, Streptophyta, Magnoliopsida, Solanales, Convolvulaceae.
CGUGGCCGCGGACAGAGGGGCCGAGGCCGUGGGUAUGGAGGUCAGUUUCAGCAAAAUCAGUACGGUCAGUACCCUCCUCCCUUCGGGCAUAAUUUUCAGCCUCCAGUGCACGCCCCCGUUCAUGGUCAACAGCCCUAUGGUCAGCCACAAUAUGCUCCUCCACGUGGACCGGUUCAGUCUGGAAAUUCAGGUUUUCCAUCUGUGGACAAUAGUUUUUCCCAUGCUCCACAUCCAGUUGUUUGCCAAAUUUGUUUCUCGCCAGGUCACUCUGCUCUGAAUUGUUCUCGCUUCACUGGUCAGUCCACGCCUGCUCUUGCUGCUAUUCCCUCGGGUGAGACGAAUGCUGCUCUGUGGUAUCCUGACUCAGGUGCCAGUGCUCACAUGACUCCUCAUGAAGGACAAUCGGACGGGGGUGCAUCUUCUUCAGGCUUCCAAUAAAGACCAUCUUUACCCGUUUCAUGCUCUUCAGACUACUCUUCUCCCUGGACCGACCUGGCACAAACGAUUGGGGCAUUGUGGUGAUAGAGUUUUAAAUACGCUUCGGCAAAAACAUUUUAUUUCUGCUUCUAGUAAUUUUUCUCAUGAUUGUGUGUCUUGUAAGUUGGGUAAAUCCCACAGACUACCUUUUCAGGAUGUGAUUCAUUCUUGUACUGCUCCGUUAGAGCUUAU